Molecule: messenger RNA, 5250 nt
Organism: Acipenser ruthenus (sterlet)
Lineage: Eukaryota; Metazoa; Chordata; Actinopteri; Acipenseriformes; Acipenseridae
Product: recQ-like DNA helicase BLM
Exons: 22
Coding region: 201-4622 (1473 amino acids)
Biological process (GO): DNA replication; telomere maintenance; double-strand break repair via homologous recombination
Cellular component (GO): chromosome; cytoplasm; nucleus
Molecular function (GO): 3'-5' DNA helicase activity; ATP binding; DNA binding
Source: RefSeq, a predicted model, not a curated record
CAGGUGGCGCCGAGUAGCGGAUUUUACUUUGUGACCCUGAACCGGAAAUACCCCGUGCCGAAGCGGCUCAUGGGAAGAACACGAGGAGGAACGCGCAAAUUACAAACAGCACACAGAUUACAGGUUUGAGUUACAGACCGUAAAAUAAAUACAGGCUUUUGCCAAGUAAUAACAAUGCGAUUAGAGUCAGGGGUUUAAGAAUGCCAGUCCUUCCCCAGAAUAACCUUCAGAAACAGCUGGAGCUGCAUUCCACCAAAGCUGCCCAGAACAAACUGUCACUGCCAAAACCCAAACCAGGGUGCUUUACCUUUAAAAAGAAGACACCAUCAUGUAGUACUGCAGUGUCUGUUUCAUCCAAGGUAACACCAUCUGUUUUAGUGGACAAGGACGUUAAUGUUUAUCAUGAUUGCACAGUGACUGAACCUCUGACACCUCUAAUCAAGCCUAAAGAACAGCAAGCAAAAAUCAACAGCUUCUUUGAGUCAAGCUCCAAGCUGCACAAACUGAAGUUUACACCAGACGUGACUAAACCAAUAGUGAACAGUACCAAGCCAGAGUGGCAAGCUGCUAAAAUUGUACCAGAGACAACUAAACCAGAUGAGGGAAGCAAAACACUUGAGACUGCUAAAGAGCCUGACUUUGAUCAGUCCUUUGGCAUUGAUAUCAAUGAAUGGGAUGACCUUGAAGACUUUGACACAUCUUUUAAAGACAAAAGCAUUACAGCAGCUAGCCGAAACCAUUCCGGGAAGAACUCUAAAACUCAGAAUGAAUCCAGUACAAAAAAUCCAAGUUUAAAAAAAAAAGGAACAUUCAAAGAUUCAUCUUCUAAAAACCUGGACAGCAAGGGCAGUGAUGAAACCCAUGAGGAAGGGCAGCUUGGCAAGAGCAGGUUUGUAUCCAGUUUAGAGGAUUCGGACAGGUCUUUGACGUGCCUGAGUGUUUGUGCUCCCCAGAAAGACACACAUGAGGGGAGUGGGGAUGAAGAGGAGGAUAGUCCUGUGAAAGGUACUAGGAAGCGUCACUUUGCACAACCAAUAGAUAUUCUGAGUGACAGCGAAGAACAACACACAGAAAAGGACAUACCUGUAAAUGGAAAGUGGAAAGGUGCUCUGAGUAAACAGAGCGACACAGAUAUUAUAGCUAUCGAUGAUCCUGAAGAGAAGCAGAAUGACAAACCUGACUUUGAGGAAGAGGACAUUGAUUUUAUUCCACCCUCUCCAGAGAGUGAAAUAUUCCCUUCUCCUCCUUUUCUAAAGCCCUGCAGUGAUUCAGGAAAAUGUGGUUCUAGUGAUAAGACACUCUUUUCGUCAAAUGGAUCUAUUCUCAAACAAACUGAUGUGGAUUGCAUCCAGAACAAAGCCAGUGGCUUGGGAUCAGAAGAUCAGCUGUUUAGCGUAAUGGAGGAGAUUUGCAGGUUGGUUGAUUCUAUCCCUUCUCAUGAACUGAAAGCACUGUCCUGCGGAAGCCAGCUUCUCCAGCAGAGGGAUCACAGGAAAAAGCUUGUUGCUCAGACUUCCGAUGCACAGUUGAGGUGCACCGAUACCAGUUUUGGUUCUGUCACCCAGCCCUUUUCCUGUCAUUCAACUCAAAUUAGUACUGCUGCUAAGAAUGAUCAGCCUUCUACUAAGACUUUUCAGUUCAGAAAAUCAUCUUCAAUCCCUUGCGAGGACAGUUUUUUCAAUGACUUAGAGCUGAGUGCUAUAAAUGGUAUUCAAACCCCUGACCAGACUCCAAACAUCUCCUCAAGACCAAGUGCUUCAUCCUAUACCAGUCUUGGUGGACAACAAAAGGGCAGACUGUCUACAAACAGUGAUUAUAAAGAGUCACCUUCAGCUGUCUGUUAUACCAAAUCUCCCUCUCCAGAGGCGGAGGAGGAACACGAUUGCUGGUAUUCACCUAAACCACAAAGCAGUAGUAACAGAGCUCCAGAUCAAACAAAUGGCAAUAUAACUGAACCGGAUGAUAUGGGUACUUUUCUCGAUGAUGACGAUUUUUUCUUUGACAUAGAUGAUUUUGAUGAGGGAGAUAUGGGUGAUUAUCAUGAUAGUGUGUCAAACACUAGUACUGCAGCUAAAAAGCUGUCUGAUUCAGUGUUUCAACCAGUCAAAGAAGGUGGACCUAGCAAAUCACUGUGGGAAAAGAAGGCUCCAGUGGUUAAUGGAACCAAUCUUGGUUUAAACCUUUCUUCAAUGUCCAAGCCAACACCAACUCAGAGCAGCAAAAGUUCUUCAGACCAAGCUAUUAGUAAAAAUCCAGCCCAUGUUCGAUUCCAGGGAUUCAACUUCCCGCACUCCAAGGAAAUGAUGAAGAUUUUCCACAAACGAUUCGGUCUUCAUCGGUUCCGAACCAAUCAGCUGGAAUCCAUUAAUGCUGCAUUGCUGGGUGAAGAUACUUUCAUCUUGAUGCCCACUGGUGGUGGUAAAAGUCUUUGCUACCAACUUCCAGCCUGUGUUUCACCAGGAGUUACUGUUGUAAUCUCUCCUCUUCGGUCCCUAAUAGUAGACCAGGUUCAGAAAUUGACAACAUUGGACAUCCCUGCUACAAAUUUGACUGGGAAUCAGAGUGAGGCUGAAUCUGGCCGUGUGUUUAUGCAGCUAGCAAAGAAAGACCCCAUUAUUAAGCUCUUGUAUGCUACCCCUGAGAAGGUGUCUGCAAGCAACAGGCUGAUCAGUACACUUCAAAAUCUGUAUGAAAGAAAGCUACUGGCACGAUUUGUCAUUGAUGAAGCCCAUUGUGUCAGCCAGUGGGGUCAUGAUUUCCGGCCAGACUUUAAGAGAUUACAUGAGUUGCGCGAGAAGUUUCCUAACGUUCCAAUAAUGGCCCUGACAGCUACAGCCAACCCCCGCGUCCAAAAGGAUAUUCUUAAUCAACUGAAGAUGUCGAAGCCACAGGUGUUUACUAUGAGCUUUAAUAGGCAUAACCUGAAGUACGAAGUUCUUCCAAAAAGACCAAAGAAGGUGGCUGAGGAAUGCAUUGACUGGAUCAGAAAGCAUCACCCACGCAACUCUGGUAUUAUAUAUUGCUUGUCUCGAAAGGAUUGUGAUACCCUGGCUGACAAUUUACAGAAAGCAGGUAUUGCUGCCUUAGCUUAUCAUGCUGGCCUGAAGGACAGAGAGAGAGAUUUUGUACAACAUAAAUGGAUCAAUCAGGAUGGCUGCCAGGUAAUGUGUGCCACUAUUGCAUUUGGGAUGGGGAUUGAUAAACCUGAUGUGCGGUAUGUGAUCCACGCUAGCCUGCCAAAGUCUAUAGAAGGAUAUUAUCAGGAAUCUGGACGAGCCGGAAGAGAUGGUGAAAUAUCCCAUUGCCUGCUCUUUUACUCUUACCAGGACGUUAUUAGAAUCAGACGACUUAUAGAAAUGGAGAAAGAUGGAAACAAACACACAAAGCAGACCCACUAUAACAACUUGAACAGUAUGGUGCAUUUUUGUGAGACUGUGGUGGACUGUCGCAGAAUUCAGUUGCUGGCUUAUUUUGGAGAAACUACCUUCAACCCCAAUUUCUGUAAGGAGCACCCGGAGGUCGUCUGUGACAACUGCUCUAGAACAAAACAAUACAAGUCAAGGAAUGUGACAGAAGAUGUGAAGAGCAUAGUCAGAUUUGUUCAAGAAAAAUGUGAAAAAGUUGGAGCAAGACAGAACAGAGGAGCACAGGGCAACAGACUCACUCUCAACAUGUUGGUUGACAUAUUCUUAGGUAGUAAAACUGCCAGAAUCCAGACUGGUUUGUUUGGUAAAGGAGCAGCAUAUUCCAGACACAAUGCUGAAAGGCUCUUUCGGAAGCUGGUUCUGGACCGGAUACUGGAGGAAGAUCUGUACAUCACAGCUAAUGGCCAGGCUGUUGCUUACACUUCUGCAGGGGAAAAAGCUAUGUCUGUUCUUAAUGGCUACAUCCAGGUAGAGUUCCAUGACACAGAAAAUGCCUCCACUUUAAGGAAGCAAAAGGCAACAGUGGCCAAAAAUGUCUCAAAGCGGGAGGAGAUGGUCCAGAAAUGUGUUCAGGAACUCAAUGAUCUAUGCAAGAAGCUGGGCAAGGUCUUUGGAGUACAUUACUACAACAUCUUUUCUACAGCCUCCAUCAAGAAGAUUGCUGAGACAUUGUCAGCUGACCCACAAGCUCUUCUUGAGAUUGAUGGUGUAACUGAAGACAAGCUGGAGAAGUAUGGGGCAGAACUCAUCGACGUCCUACAGAAGUACUCUGAAUGGCAACUGCCUGCGGAGGACCAAUUGGAGAAACCUGGUGUUUCUGAUGGCUGGAUUAAUACCGCAAGGGAUGAAGAUAGAGCUGGGGGUGAUGACGAAGAUGGAGGAAGUUCCACUUAUUUCGGCAAUAAAAAUGCGAGAGGAGGAAAACGAAAGAAAGCGCCCUAUUUCAGGAAUUCCAAAAAGAGAAAAGGUGGCAAUGGUGGGCAGCAGCCGGCUGCAAAAGGAGGCUACAAGAGUAACUAUUCAAAGGCUUCACAUACGAGUUCCAGAGGUGGAUAUAACGCCAGACCUCAAAGUACAGCAGGUUACAACUUCAGUGCAGCAGGGGUGGCGGCAAGCAAGAGACCUGGCUUCAUGGCAAUGCCAAUGCCAAGACCCAACCAGCGGGGCUUUCUCAAGCCUUCUUUUGCAAUGGCGUAGUCCGUGGAAUCCCUACUAUACCAUAGUCAAGGUUCUUGUAAGCAACAUUAGUGUUGCUGAAUAUUAUAUUAUGAAAACUUAUAAAAAAAGAGGAAAGGCUAGCUCAUAAAAUAUUAGGAUCACCAGUAUGACAUUCCACAUGCUUGUAAAGGGCAUGGGUGUGGAGUUUCAGAUUCCUGUGUUGUUUAACAUGCUCCCUCAGUAUACCCAUAGGGAAUGGAGAUUCCGCAACACAGGUGGCUUUAUAGUCAUAUGUCUACUGUGCAGCAACAUGGAAAACCAGUGUGUUGUGUUUUAUUAGCUUUGUUAAAAGUAUGUUCUUUCUAUUUCAGGGCUUGAAAUGCAUGUUUUGUAUUGGGCUUUCAGCUUCUCCUUUUUAAGUUUCCAUCUGCAGUAAUAACUGAAAUGUAACACUCGUGACUUUGUUUUGCAGCUGGAUCAGAUAUCUUUGUUAAAAAUCUGCAGUUUCAUUCCUGGCCGGUUUGCUUUAUUUGUCGUCAUCCCCCAUGUCUUUUUUUUUUUAAUUUAGCAUUUUGUUGUUGCUCUUUUUGAUGUUUUUACUUAUGUAAUAUGUACAUAAUAAAUUUAUUUUAAAAAGCAGUGUAUUAAAGAGAAAGUUUUUAAAGGA